Leishmania braziliensis MHOM/BR/75/M2904 is the source of this 702-nucleotide messenger RNA. Its product is annotated as putative ubiquitin carrier protein 4. The transcript has a single exon. Bases 1 to 702 code for a protein of 233 amino acids. Gene Ontology annotation, biological process: ubiquitin-dependent protein catabolic process; protein polyubiquitination. Gene Ontology annotation, molecular function: ubiquitin conjugating enzyme activity. Gene Ontology annotation, cellular component: nucleus. The record is from RefSeq and is a predicted model, not a curated record. NCBI's taxonomy places the organism in Eukaryota, Euglenozoa, Kinetoplastea, Trypanosomatida, Trypanosomatidae.
AUGAGUGGUUCAGGCAACCUCCGCAGCAACCGCCGUCGGGAGAUGGACUACAUGCGGCUGUGCAACUCCACGCGCAAGGUGUACCCAUCCGACACAGUGGCUGAGUUCUGGGUGGAGUUCAAAGGGCCGGAGGGCACGCCUUACGAGGAUGGCACGUGGAUACUACACGUCCAGCUACCAUCCGAGUACCCGUUCAAAUCACCUUCCAUUGGGUUCUGCAACCGCAUCCUGCACCCGAAUGUCGACGAGCGUAGCGGCAGCGUCUGCCUCGACGUCAUCAAUCAAACUUGGACCCCCAUGUACCAAUUGGAGAACAUAUUUGACGUCUUCCUGCCGCAGCUGCUGCGCUACCCGAACCCGUCAGACCCCCUGAAUGCGCAAGCCGCGCACCUUCUUCACGCCGACCGCGUCGGCUUCGAUGCGCUGCUCCGCGAACAUGUCAGCACGCAUGCUACGCCAGAGAAGGCGCUGGAGUCGAUCCCGGAGGCAUACAGGCCACAUAGCAGAACCAAUGGGGAAGCGGAGGGCACCAACGCCAAGGACACAGCCUCUGACUGCCCUGUGAAUGCAGGGCACUCAAAGGUAUUGACGGACUCCUCGGUAACACCGACAGAGGACCAUCAGGUCAUGCACGACGACAUGGCAAUGGACGGCAACGAGGACGUCGAAGCCGAGUACGAGCCGGAGGAGAUCGACCUUUAA